AUGACGAACUCAACACUACGCACACAGCAAGUCCCCCAGCAUGUCACCACACUGCUAUCACACCUCACCUCGCGCCCGGGCGUGCAAUCAACCAUGAUCCUCUCCCACAAGGACGGCUCCAUCAUUCAAAGUACAGGACUUCUAGCCCAACCCGAAGAAAACACCACUCUUCGCACGGCACAUACACCCCCCACAACCGACUCGACCCCCCUCCCCUCCGCCCAACCUACCGAUUCAUCCCCUACCUCGCCCGCCGCGCCACAGCCAUACCAACCCUCCCAAGCCGAGACACUCGCCGCGCACAUCUUCGCCUUUGUCUCGAGCGCAGAGGCACUAGGUGUUUCGCUGUCGCGACCCACUUCCGCCGUGCGGAAACCCGGUGACGGCCACUGGGAUGGCGAUUACGACUACGGGAAUGAGGGCACGGCGCGCGAGGAAGACCGCGACGAUGGUGUCGACCGCGAUGAGGACGGAGAGGUGAAGCUGCUUCGUAUGCGGACUAAGAAACAUGAAAUUGUCGUCGUACCGGAUCGGAAGUAUCUGCUGUGCGUAGUGCAUGAUGCCGUCCCUGGUGGAGGGGCUGGUGCGGCGAGCUCGCGCUCCCGGUAG
Penicillium bovifimosum is the source of this 609-nucleotide messenger RNA. RefSeq lists its product as uncharacterized. Bases 1 to 609 code for a protein of 202 amino acids. The transcript has 2 exons. Gene Ontology annotation, molecular function: dynein intermediate chain binding. Gene Ontology annotation, biological process: microtubule-based movement. Gene Ontology annotation, cellular component: cytoplasm; cytoplasmic dynein complex. Lineage: Eukaryota; Fungi; Ascomycota; Eurotiomycetes; Eurotiales; Aspergillaceae. The record is from RefSeq and is a predicted model, not a curated record.